UAUGUCAAAGUCUUGUAAACUUAAAUCGUUACAAACAUUCGCACGUGCUUGAAACUAAUUUAAUAUUUUAAGGUCGAUUAAUUUUAAUUAAAAUUACAAAAUGUCAAUCGCCCUUAAUAAACAAUCUCAAAAAUUGUUUUCAAAUGCAGUAACAAGUAUUAAAAAAUAUAUUCAGGAAGGUAAACUUCGCGUUGAAGAUAAAGAUGAUAAAGUUAUUACGAAAACUGUUAAGCUUAAACGCAAACGCCCAGAGCGUGGUGUUGUAUAUUUAGGACAUAUUCCACAUGGAUUUUAUGAGGACGAAAUGAAAUCAUUUUUCAAUCAAUUUGGCACAGUUACAAAAGCACGAGUAUUUCGAUCAGAAAAAACAGGACGAAGUAAAGGAUAUGGAUUUGUUCAAUUUAGACAUCCCGAUGUAGCUAAAAUCGUUGCUGAAACUAUGAAUAAUUACUUAAUGUGUAAUCGACUUUUAAAAGCUGAGUAUAUUCCACCAGAACGCCAACAUUAUCGAAUGUUUUCUGGACUAGAUUUUAGUGAAAAAUGUUAUCCGAAAUUAUUUAGAAAAAUCAAGACAUUUAAACAGAAAAAUAAAAAUCGUACUGAUGAAAAACAUGCUGCUUUUUGUCGUAAACAAGUUAAAAAAAUUGAAAAAUUAAAACAAAUAUUGUUACAAAAUUUAGAGAUAAAAUAA
This is a messenger RNA of Chrysoperla carnea, 691 nucleotides long. Its product is annotated as MKI67 FHA domain-interacting nucleolar phosphoprotein. The transcript is spliced from 4 exons. Lineage: Eukaryota; Metazoa; Arthropoda; Insecta; Neuroptera; Chrysopidae. Gene Ontology annotation, biological process: maturation of LSU-rRNA from tricistronic rRNA transcript (SSU-rRNA, 5.8S rRNA, LSU-rRNA). Gene Ontology annotation, molecular function: RNA binding. Gene Ontology annotation, cellular component: nucleolus. Bases 101 to 691 code for a protein of 196 amino acids. The record is from RefSeq and is a predicted model, not a curated record.